CCAAAACCUACCACAUCCGAUUCUUCUGGUAACGGUUCCUAGUCAGCUUUCCUACUGGCCCUAAUUUUCCUUGUUAUCGUUGUUAUUAAUUUCAAUAUGGCGUCUUAAAUGAGUAGAUACCAGCGUGAUUACUACUUGCAGCUGCGAUAUCGCCAAGUAAUGAGCCAAGUAGCCUCAAAAGGGUAUUGAGGCACACUUUUGAGGAGUAAAGCUCAUAAAAAUGCAAUCCGGAAAUAACUGACGUUCAGUGACCAUCAGCUAAACAAUAAUCGAACCAAAGUACCAACCAGACCUCCAUAUCUGGAUCGGUAUUUCCUCUUCUUGAAACAUAACUUGGAUUCGUGUCUUCCGUUCCUACGGGGAACAACUGAUAUUAUUGGGUCCGUAUUGGCCGAAAGUUUGUCGAGAACACCUAGCCCCUAUCAUCAACCACUAUGGAAUGGCCGUCUCCAAAGUGGGCACCAUCGAGAUGGACGAUAUCGAGAUGGCUUCUCCUCACAAGAUUAUUACAAGUGUCAUGCACCCUCGUAACUGCUGUGAUGAACGGGUUCCUUCUAGCCUAUAUCCACAGGAACCGGCUCGGCGUUACGACAAGCAUGUUUUGUUUAGAGAUGAUGAUAUGUAUCGCACUCAUUUAUUCUGGCCUAGUACUAUCAAUACAACACUCUGGUAACCAACGGAGAAGAUCGAGCACAAUAUUGGCCACCAUCUUCGUUGCUGGCGAUGUACUACUCACUGGGAUCAUGAUCGCCAUCAUAUCAGUGCUCUCUCGCACGGGGCUGCCGACGGACUGCCAUGGAUUGACCCGAGACGAUAUGGAAAAAGGCGAUGCCCCUGACAACCCUCCCCCAGAAUAUGAUACAAGAUUUGGCGAUGGGGAUGAUAUAAAAGGACUGCUUGAUAAAUACUGUUCUCUAGAGCAGAGCUUCUAUUCCAUCGCCAUAGCCCUAGUAUUUACUUACAUGCUAACGAUAACACUGGGAGCGUUGCGGAUCUUUGAGCAGCGUUGGAACCAGCGCCAGAAAGAUCGCCUAUUUCCAUCGACAGACGAUAUUUAUCAACCUGACCAUCUAGGACCAGAGAUUCAAAGCACUAAUGCUGAGAGAGACCCUGAUGACGCCGUGCGAUCUAGAGAAAGGGUCUUGACGCCAACAGCUAGGGCGAACCCUAUAAUACAAACUGUUAAUGUCGAGUCCUCUAGCGAAAUACAUGGGGAUCGUGCAUUCAACGACCAAAGACGGACACAGCCACUCCCUGUCUCUCCUGUGUCCAUUGCUUCUCGAAUAUCUCAAGUGUCUCCCAUUUCACCCGUUAUGCACCAGCAUGGAUUAUUCCAUAUGGCCUCACAAGACAUGCCGGACAUGUCCGCGGGAAAUUCAAUGAUGAGCCACUCUUCGGAUCUCGCAGCUGAAGCUAUGGUGAUAGACGGGUACCGAUAUACAGUUCAGCCAAGGAUUCCGCCACUACCCGCUUACUCACCAAGUUCGUCGGGGGGUCGGUUUAUGGAUGGACACGGUAAUGAGUCAAACGAGAUGCGUUUGAGCGACUACGUCAAAGGUGAGACGCGGGCACAAAACAUGAAGGACUCGGGAUUGGGCAUGUAAGAGAUACGUAUAUUAGGAUGUACCUAUAUUUCAUAUCUGGCGGCAUAUGUUGGCGGGAUGAUUGAUUAACCAUUGGUUUCCAAUUCAUGAGCGACGGCGUCGGAGGUUACUCAGUUGUCAGUUUUACGAAAAGUCUUCUUGCUUUGUCGAUAGAUCCUCUGGUAGACUAUCAUCUAGUAUAUCUUCAAUUCAAUGAAAAACACCCCUCAGGAAAAUAUAGUAAUGAACCAUCCCAAUUUCGUAUAGUUUACCUG
This is a messenger RNA of Daldinia caldariorum, 1858 nucleotides long. RefSeq lists its product as uncharacterized. Lineage: Eukaryota; Fungi; Ascomycota; Sordariomycetes; Xylariales; Hypoxylaceae. Bases 435 to 1604 code for a protein of 389 amino acids. The transcript has 4 exons. The record is from RefSeq and is a predicted model, not a curated record.